This is a messenger RNA of Strongylocentrotus purpuratus (purple sea urchin), 754 nucleotides long. RefSeq lists its product as uncharacterized. The transcript is spliced from 3 exons. Lineage: Eukaryota; Metazoa; Echinodermata; Echinoidea; Camarodonta; Strongylocentrotidae. The coding region runs from base 1 to 564 and encodes 187 amino acids. The record is from RefSeq and is a predicted model, not a curated record.
AUGGCGCCCUUUCUUCUCGCUUUGAUCAUAUUUGGAGUCGCAGCUAGGUCGGAUGCUCGGUCAAAGACCAGUGACAUCCCGGGCGACGACGAAGACGGGUACCAACUCGACGUCAAUCUCUACGAACUCUGUCACAACCUGACGACAUAUGACGGCGGGAUGGUCGACUUCGUGGUCGAAAACAUCUGCCCGUUGGUCUUCGGUGAUGAAGAGGAAGGCUCUCACUGGCCUGGCAGUGGGCCUGAGAUUUUAACCUUCACAGAUUUAGUCCAAGCGCUCACCCCAAAUUUCAUUUACCAGAGACUCAUCAGAGCGAUGGUCGAGAGUACCUGCAAAUCCGAGGGCAAAGGGCAAAGGCUAGAUUCCUUCUGUCGUUUCCAUCGGGACGGCAUCGAAGUCAGCGGCGUAGAUGGUGGUAGUGGUAGUGGUAGUGGUAGUGGUGAUGGGAGUGGUGAUAGAAGUGGUAGUGGUGAUGGGAGUGGUGAUAGAAGUGGUAGUGGGGAUGGUGUCUAUGACUUUUCUGUUUAUUGGAGUAGUAUGAUUGACGGUGACAAUUUCUGGUAAAUGAAGAAAAAAAUCAUGAAUCGUAAGACACAUUAAUUUUGAAUUGCGAUUAUAAGUCGAUUAGGUAAAAAUGUAUCACGUUUAUGUAGUGCUACACACAACAUGUUUUGGUCUUGACAUGCUUGAUGUAAGGGUUUCCAUGUGGCUAUACUAUUUCAAAAUAUUUCAAAAUAAAAGCUUCAAAUGUUAC